Acaulospora morrowiae is the source of this 164-nucleotide messenger RNA. The record is from the annotation of a GenBank genome assembly. Lineage: Eukaryota; Fungi; Glomeromycota; Glomeromycetes; Diversisporales; Acaulosporaceae.
GGAUAAAAAUAGAUAAGAAAAAUGUUCACAAACUUACUGGUGCAGUUGGAGAUUCCCAAUCUAUUGGUACUACAUAUAAUGUUCCUAUAACCAUAGGCACUGAAAAAGAUUCUAUAACAGUUUCUGAAAAAGAAAUAUCUGUAAUCCCUACAAAAAAGGAUUGA